Molecule: messenger RNA, 13028 nt
Organism: Maniola jurtina (meadow brown)
Lineage: Eukaryota; Metazoa; Arthropoda; Insecta; Lepidoptera; Nymphalidae
Gene: kst
Product: spectrin beta chain, non-erythrocytic 2
Exons: 84
Coding region: 277-12984 (4235 amino acids)
Biological process (GO): actin cytoskeleton organization
Cellular component (GO): cortical actin cytoskeleton; cell projection; plasma membrane
Molecular function (GO): phospholipid binding; actin filament binding
Source: RefSeq, a predicted model, not a curated record
CGUCCUAACCGCCAGUCUCUGAUCGACCGCCGUUGAGAACACAUCUCGUGCCGUGCGUGUUAAUAAAAUACAAAAAAAAAUACUUACAACCAUAUAUUGUGCAAUAAAAGAAAGACUACAGAAAACUAACUUUAAAACCAAUAUUAACAUAACCAUUUAUAAAAGUGUCUUCUAACUUAAGUGUAACCAGAAAGUUAACCAAAGAAAAAGUGAUAAAUUAAGUUAGUGUCAGCUAAGUGUAAGCGGUUAGUGAAAAGUGUCAGCUCUGAUGUCGCGAUGCAGAAACAGCUGAGCAACGUCAGCAUACAGUCGUACCAAGACUACCAGCCCAGCAGGCGAUAUGGGCAGCAGUAUGAGCCGGGCGGCUACGCGGCGGCAGUGCAGCAGCGUAGCAACAUGACGCAGCGCGAAGACGCGCUCAAGUUCGAGCAGGGCCGCAUCAAGGCGCUGCAGGAGGAGCGCCUGCACAUCCAAAAGAAGACCUUCACCAAAUGGGUCAACUCCUUCCUGCAGAAGGCGCGGAUGGAGGUGGAAGAUCUGUUCAUAGAUCUGGCAGAUGGCAGAAGACUCCUGAAGCUGCUGGAGAUCAUCAGCGGCGAGCGUCUGCCACGACCCAACUCGGGGCGCAUGCGCGUACACAAGAUCGAGAAUGUGAACAAGUCCCUCAGCUUCCUGCACACGAAGGUGCGGCUGGAGUCGAUAGGUGCUGAGGAUAUCGUGGACGGCAACCCGCGCCUCAUCCUCGGCCUGAUCUGGACCAUCAUCCUGCGCUUCCAGAUCCAGGAGAUCGAAAUCGAUGUGGACGAAGAAAAUGAAUCUUCAGAGAAGAAAUCAGCCAAGGAUGCUCUGCUGCUGUGGUGUCAACGCAAGACCAGCGGCUACCACGGCGUGCAUAUACACAACUUCACCGACUCCUGGAGGUCUGGCCUCGGCUUCAACGCGCUUAUACAUGCUCACAGGCCGGAUCUGUUCCGCUGGACCGAGGUGCCCACCGCUGAACACGUGGAGACCCUCAACCAUGCCUUCGACGUCGCCCACAAGCACCUCGGCAUACCGAAACUGCUGGACGCUGAGGAUGUGGACACCACACGACCGGACGAGAAGUCCGUGAUGACGUACGUAGCGAGUUACUAUCACACGUUCGCGCGAAUGAAGAACGAACAGAAGAGCGGACGACGGAUCGCCAAUAUCAUCGGCCAGCUGAUGGAUUGCGACGGGCGCAAAGCGGAGUACAGCCGCCUGCUGUCCACACUGCUGGAGUGGAUCCGGAUGAAGAUCCAGGAGCUGAACGGCCGCGAGCUGCCCAACUCGCUCGACGGCAUCCAGCGCCUGCUGCUGUCCUUCAAGCAGUACCGCACCGUGGAGAAACCGCCCAAAUAUAAAGAGCGUUCAGAAAUCGAAGUUUUAUACUUCGACAUCAACACAAUGAACAAGAGUUUGGUGGGCGAACCCUGGGCGCCGCUGGAAGGACAGCUGCCUCAGGACCUGGAGAGAGCCUGGCAACAGCUGGAACAGGCGGAGCACGCGCGGGAGUUGGCACUUCGAACAGAAUUACUUCGUCAGCAGCGGUUGGAACAGCUGGCGUACAAAUUCCAUACCAAGUCUGUGCUACGUAAGGGGUACCUCAAAGAGAUGAUCCAAGUGUUAUCAGACCCGCGAUACGGCUCCAACGUCGCGCAGGUCGACGCUACCGUCAAGAAACAUGAGGCCAUCUCCGCUGAUAUAUUAGCGAGAACCGAACGUUUCGAAGACCUAUCAGCUAUGGCUGCUGAAUUGGUGAAAGAGAACUACCACGGUGCUGAAACAGUCUCUCGAACAGAACAAGCGGUCUUACAACGCUGGAAGGAACUGCUGGAACUGCUGGAAAGGCACAGGAGUUCGCUUGCCAAGUUGGCACACCUGAUGUCUUUGCUAAGAGAAGCAGAUGCUGUCGCACAUACCUUAGGGGAGAUGAAGGCCCAAUUCCAAUCUGAAGAAGUUGGAAGACACCUUGUGGACGUGGAACGCCUGCUGCAACAGCACGCGUUGCAGGAGUUGCAGCUGGGAGCCCUGGAGGAGAGCAUCAAGAGACUGGUGCGGCACGGCGCCGGGGCUGAUGGGCCACAGCAGACCACGCAGCAGCUGCACCACCAGCUGCAACAGCUGGAGGAUGCACUCACUGAAUUGGUUGCCGCAGCCAAAGACCGCAAAGCGCGCUUGGAGGACGCGAGGAACUUAUACCAAUUCCUGGAAGACCAUGAUGAGGAAGAAGGUUGGGUGACAGAAAAACAACGCAUAUGCCGUGCGGACGUCGCGGCCAAGGACGUCCGCGCCGUGCAAGCAUUAAGGCAGAAGCACACUGCGCUCUUGCACGAACUUCGCGCCAGAGACCUAGUAGCCCAACGACAUCGCUCUAAAGGACAGAGCCUGAUCGAUGCCAAGCAUCCCAAGAGCGUAGAGAUUGAAAGGCGCCUCGCUUCCCUCAACAAGCAGUGGGAGAUCCUCCGCGAGCUGGCCGAAGCGCGGGAGAAGCAGCUCGCUGAUGCUGCGGAAGCGCACCAGUUCUACGGCGACGCGAACGAAGCGGAGUCGUGGAUGCGUGAGAAGCGUACGGUCGUCGCGAGCGAGGACUGCGGGCGCGACGCGGCGGGCGCUGCGGCGCUGUUGGCGCGGCAGCGGCUGCUGCACGACGAGCUGAGGGCGCACGCCGCGGAGCUGAAAGCGCUGGCUGCGGCCGCGCAACGGCUGACGGACCAGGGCAUACACACGUUAUUGUUGCCAACAGAGGUAGAAGCGAAUGCGGGUCUAGAACAAGAAGAGGAAUGGGUGAACGAAUCCAGAUUAGUGCCCACAGAAGUAUGGGAGGAGGAACCCGUGGAAAGACUUGAGCAUAGAACUGUCACAGAGCAGAGGAGUGUGCCACAAGUCAAAGCUUUGUACGCGUUCAGCGGGCAAGGGAUCUCCAUAGCCAAAGGGGAGGUGAUGUUCCUCAUCAGCAAGACCAACCCCGACUGGUGGUCGGUGCGGAAGGCCGACCGCACCGACGGCUUCGUGCCGGCCAACUACGUGCGGGAGAUCGAGCCGAGAGUUGUACCGGUCCAAGUCCGUCGCCCGGAGAAGGUGCGAACAGUGCAGCGAGUGAAGAAGACAGUGCUGGUGAAGCAGGUGGUGCAGGUGAAGAGGGGGGCUCCGGCGCGGCGGCAGAGGGCUGCGCCCCCCGCGCCCGCGCCGCACCCGCCCGUGCAGCAGCGCAUGCAGCAGAUCCAGGGGGAGUACGAGGAACUCUUGAAGCUGUCAGAGGCUCGUCGAGCCCAGCUGGAAGACGCAAUCAAGCUGUACAGCUUCUUUGCCGAGUGCGAUGACUUCGACAAGUGGAUACGGGACAGGGAGAAGAUGCUGCGAACUGAUGACCCAGAGGACAGCGUCGACACUGCCAAGAGGAAAUAUGAGAAAUUCGUCACGGACCUGUCCGCGGCGUCCAAACGCCUGGAAACUAUUGACGCUGCAGCAGAAGAGCUGGUGGCAGCCAAUCACAGCCAAGCCGCCAAAGCGACGGCGCGACGACAGCAGCUGAGGCAGCAGUGGGAUAGACUGCUGAGGUUGAAGCAGCAGAAAGAGAAGAGUCUAGAAGGAGCUUCCAGUGUGGAACUGUUCAACCGGACAUGCGACGAGGCGCUGGACUGGAUGUCGGAGAAGGAGCAGCAGCUGGCCGCGGGGGGCGCGCCCGCCGCAGACUUGCGCACCGUGCGCGCGCUGCAGCGCAGACACGCGCAGCUGGAGCGCGAGCUGGAGCCGCUGAGGGAGAAAGUCAACACCGUUACCCUGCUCGCCGAUUCCGUAAAAUCUCAAUAUCCAACCGAGCGCGCCAACGUGGAAGGGAGACAGAAACAGCUGGAAGCGGCCUGGGGAAGAUGCAGGGCCCAAGCGGCUGAACGAAGAGUGAGGCUGGAGAGUGCUGUGGGUCACCAGGUGUUCGCCAACGGAGCGAGGCAGCUGCAGGACUGGAUACAGAAAGUCCGCGAGCAAGUGUCUUCUAACGUCCAAGCCAAGGACGUGGCCACCGCGGAGGCGCUGGUCAAGCAGCACCAAGAACUGCACGAUGACAUCAAGGCGCACGACGAUGAGUUCAAAGAAGUGAUAGGUCUGGGCAAACAGCUGGUAGCUUCCAACCCCUCUCUCGCGGAUGUGGCAGAAACCGCGAAAAUGCUGGAGGCAGAACAACAGGCUAUAAUUAAAGAAUGGCAAGCCAAGGACCUGCAUUUGAAGCAAUGCCUCCAGCUGCAAAGCUUCAACCGCGAGGCGGACCAGAUCGACGCGUCCAGUGGAGCGCACGAGGCGUUCUUAGACUACAACCACUGUGGCUCAUCAGUGGACGAAGCAGAGGCGCUGCUCAAACGCCACGAAGAGCUGGAAGCUAGACUGACUGCUCAGGAUGAACGCCUGGCCGCUUUUGCCCAGAAGGCACACAGCCUAGCGAACCAGAAGAACAAGCAUUAUGCUGCAGACCAUAUCGAGGCCCGUCGCGCGGCCGUUCUGCAGAGGAGAGACAACGUGCGGCGUGCGGCUGCCGAGAGACGCCGGGCGCUGUUGGCUAGCUUGGCUCACCAACAGUUCGUAGCAGCAACAGAGGAGUUGCAAGCGUGGAUACAAGACAAAACUAGGACGGCUAAGGACCAGAGUUACAGGGACUUGGCGAAUUUGGAGCGAAAGCUGCAAAAACACGAGGCGUUCGAGCGGGAGUUGCAAGCCAACGAGAAGCAACUGAGAAAUGUUGAGAGCAUCGGGCAAUCUCUCCAAAAGUCAGACCCGGCUCGCGCGACCGAAGUGUCGGAAAAACUAGACAGUCUUCAUACAGCCUGGGAAGAGUUAGUCGCGGCGUCGCGCGACAAGGGCUCCAAGCUGCGGCAAGCGUCGCAACAGCGACAACACAGACGCUCGAUCGAGGAUGCGAAGGCGCGGCUGGUGGAGCUGGAGCGCUCCCUGACGAGCCGGGAGCUGGGCACCGACUUACGAUCCUGCAAACGGCUGCUCAUACAGCAUCAGGCGUUAGAACAAGAGCUUAACCAAUGCGAGCAGCGGGCCGAAGCCCUAGUUGCGCAGGGCUCCGACCUCGUGUCGAGUGGACACUUCGACGCUGCUGCCAUCGAGCGAGACUGCGGAGCCCUGCUGCAAGCAGCCCGGGUGCUCCGCCCUCACGCGGCCGAGCGGAGACAGGCGCUGGAGGCUAGCUUACGUUUACACAAAUUCGCGGCAGAAGUGUCGGGCGAACUAGACUGGGUGUCGGAGCGCAAAGCCGCCGCGUCCUCCGCGGCUCUACCGAACGACCUGCACGCGGCCCAAGCGGCUCAAAAGAAGCACGCCAAGCUGCGCGCCGAGCUGCUCGGCCGACAGCCGCUCAUACACCGCGUGUUGGAGCAAGGCCGACAGUUGCAGGCCGACAAGCAGCACCCUCAAGCUUUGAAGAUCAAACAACUCUGCAACGAGCUGGAAGAGGCCUACUCCUCAGUGUCCCAAGCGGCUGAAGAGAGAGCUGCUCGAUUGGAAGCAGCACUCAAGGCUCAGCAGUUCCUCCAUGACGCCCUGGAGGUGGACUCCUGGCUGGCAGACAAGGAUGCGGCAUUGUCCUCAGCUGACGUGGGCAACGACAGGCACAGGGCCACGCAACUCCUCACCAGGCACAAGGCCGUGGAAUUAGAGCUAGACACGUACGCGGCAAUAAUCGCAGAAAUGGGCCACGUGGCGGCAUCCAUGGCGGCGAGUGGUCACCCCGAAGGUGCUGCGCUAGUGAGCCGACACGCUCAGUUGGCUGACACCCUUGCUCGGCUACAGCGCAAAGCGGCACUGCGCCAGGCUGCGCUCGUGGAGAGCGUUUGCAGGCAUGAAUACUUGGCCGAGAGCGCAGAAUUAGAAAGUUGGAUUCAGGAGCAAUACGCAGCUGCGUCCAGUGAAGACUAUGGACAAGAUUACGAACAUUUACUGAUCCUUCGCUCCAAAUUCGAAGAGCUCCGGCACCGCGUAGAGAGUGGUGCAGAGAGGUUCAACCAGUGUGAGGAGCUGGCCAAGAAGCUGUUAGCCUCCGAGAGUCCAUACAUCGCGGAUAUAGAGAAGAGGCAGGAGGCUCUCGGAGAAUCCUGGCAACGUCUAGUCGACCAGAUCCAAUCCCGUGGAGCAAGGCUCCACGCGGCGGGUGAAAUCCACCGCUUCCACCGCGACGCUAGCGACCUCCUGGCCAGGGCUGCGGACCGCAGGGCACAGCUCGCCCCUCCACCACCCCCCAGGGAUUUGAGAGCUGCCACCGCGUUGCUGAGGGACCAUGAUACUGCCGAGAAUGAUCUGGUGGCUAUCGAUGCGCAAAUGCAGGUCCUCCAGGAAGAAGGGGCCCGUCUCCAACGCCUCUGUCCGGGAGGCAACGAGCAGCAAAUAGCGCUUCGGCAGCGCGCCUUGAGCGAAGCGUGGACCGCGCUGCGCAGCGCUGCUGACGAGAGGAGGAGGCUCCUGCACCAGCAUCUGAAGCUUCACCAGUUCUUCACUGAGGUCCGCGACGUAACCUCCUGGUCCACGGCCCUGCGCGGAGAGAUGUCUUCAAGCGGGUCCGCGCGCUCCGCGGCCGCUGCGCAGGCGCAACGUGCUCAUCAUGACGCGCUGAGAGCUGAGAUAGACGCCAGAGACGACAGCUUCCGGGCUGCGCUGGCUAGUGGCCAGCAGCUCAUUGCUGACGGGCAUCCCAACUCGCAGGAAAUCGAGGAGCGUUGUGCAGCGCUUCUAGAGGAGCGCGCGCGACUGCAAGGCGCGUGGGCGGCGCGCCAAGUGGCGCUGGACCAGCUGAUCGACUGGCACUGCUUCCUGCGCGACGCUAAACAGCUGCACGACUUGUGCGCUGCACAAGAGGCCGCUCUGAGUAGUGAAAUUUCGCCUACCAGCAGUGUUGAAGAAGUGGAGCACCAACUCAAGAAACAUGAAGCUUUUGAGAAACUUUUGGCUACACAGGAUGAGAAGCUAACAACCCUGAACAGCCACGGCGAUAAGCUAUUACAACAGAACCACGUGGAGAGUCAAAGGAUCGCUGACGAACUGCUGACCAUCAAUGAACGGAGAAAGAAGCUGUACGAGGCAGCGGCGCGUCGUCGCGAGGCGCUAAAGCGCGCGCGAGCGAGAGCACAAUUCGCGCGCGACGCGGCUGAGGCGCGUGGCUGGAUAGCAGACAAGCUGGCUCAGUUGCCCGCUCACCACGGUGAAGUAACCAACCUGGAGGACAAGAUCAAGAAACUGCAAAAGCACCAGGCCUUCACAGCCGAGCUGGCCGCCAACAAGGCUCGUGUCCAGGAGGUGCAGACCCUGGCCCGGCAGCUCACUCCGGACCCUGAGGUGGAGAAGCAGCUGGAACACCUGCACAAGGACUGGCAGACGCUGGAGGCUGCCACGGAACAACGAGGUCGUGGCCUGGAAGAAGCUCAGGACAUAUUGGAGUUCAACCAACACCUGGACAAGAUCGAAGCUUGGAUCAGAGACAAGGAAAUGAUGGUACAAGCGAAUGAAACAGGUCGGGACUACGAACAUUGCACCGCUCUUCUUCGUAAGCUGGACGAUUUAGACAGCGACAUGAAGGUCGAUGACAAGCACGUGCGCACCAUACAGGCGCUUGCGCAUAAAUUGCUGCAACAGGGUCCAACCCAGCAAGCGGAGGCAGUUUCAGCUCGAAGAGACGCCUUCCUCAGCAAAUGGCGCGCCCUCAGUGGAGCCCUACAAUCCUAUAGAGGAAGACUGACCGCCGCUCUGCAGUUACAUUCCUUCAAUAGGGACGUGGCGGAGACGGCGGAGCGCGUGGCGCAGAAGGCGGCGCAGUUCGGUCGCGUAGAGGGCGGUCGGGACCUGAGCGCGGCGCACGAGCUGCGACGGCGGCACCUCGCACGCGCCGCCGAAGCCUCCGCUAUCGGCGACCGCAUCCGCGCGCUCAAGGCCGACGGCGACAAGCUCGCGCACAGUCACCCAGACCACGCAAAACAGAUCGAGGCCAGUUUAUCCGAGCUGGAUAAGGCUUGGGACAAGCUGCAGCAACUGUCAGCUCAAAGAACCGCCAUUUUGGAUGAAGCCAUCGCUGAACAUAAGUUUGACGAGAAUCUCAAGGAAUUGGAGUUAUGGGUGUCGGAGACGGUGAAGCGUAUGGAAGGCGCGGAGCCAGAAAGUGUUUCUGAUGCAGAAGCGCAAUUGGAACAGCACCAUGAGAGAAAGGCUGAAAUCGACGGUCGCCAAAAAGCGAUCGCUUCGCUCCAAAAGGAAGCCGGAGCUCAAGACCCUGAAAAGAUGAAGCGUGUGGAGAAACUGUCCGCAACCCUGGACCAAGCGUGGCUUCAGAGGAAGCAGUACUUAACACAGGCACAUGAGCUGCAGCUGUUCAAGGAGCAGGCGAGGCAGGUGGAAGACUGGCUGGCUGCGAAGGAGGCAUUCCUCAACAAUGAUGACCUUGGGGAAAACCUUGAUGCCGUGGAAACCCUAAUCCGCAAGCACGCGGAAUUCACAAAACUCCUGGAAUCUCAACUAGGCAGAGUGGUGGAACUUGAGAAAUUCGCCCAAACUGUGGUCGCAGGUGGCCAUUACCACGCGCCUUACAUUCAGCGCAGACUCAACGCUGUUAGCAAACGCGCGGACUCCUUGAAGGAGAGCUGUCGCAUCAGGGGCAUUCGCUUGGAGCAGUCGAAACAACUCCACCAGUUCCUUCGGGAUCUGACCCACGAGCGGGAGUGGAUUGAGCUCAAGAUGCAGAUCGCUACUGAUACUAAUUACAGGGAACUAUCAAACCUUCAGAGUAAAAUCCAAAAGCAUGCAGCCUUCGAGUCUGAACUGGCCGCAAACAAGAAACGCAUAGAUGACGUAGCGGCCACCGGAGAGGAUCUCAUUGAAGCCGAACACUACGCAUCUCAGGAGAUCGCAAGACAUGUUGAGGACUUGGAAAAUCUUUGGAGAGACCUUAUGGCAGCCGCAAAGUUGCGUCGCGAUCGUUUACAAGAAGCGUACCAGGCGCGAGUGUACCUGCGUGGCCUGGACGACUUUACUGCCUGGCUCGAUGACGUGGAGUCCCAGCUGCUCAGCGAGGACCAUGGCAAAGAUCUAUCAUCAGUGCAAGCGUUGCUCAAGAGACACGGGCGUUUGGAGGCCGCGGUGGCCGCGAAGGCCGACACGGCGACGCAGCUGGCCGACAACGCGCAGCAACUGGCCGACAACCAGCACUUUAUGGCCGAGGAAAUACUUGAGAAGGCCGACCAGGCUGUGAAACGGUAUCGUCAACUGCAGGAGCCCAUUCAGAUACGCCGCGACAACCUGGAGGACGCAGCCUUGUUGCAUCGCUGGGAGAGGGAUGCCGAUGAGGAGCUCAGCUGGCUGAAGGAACGCGAAGCGACCGUGUGCUCAGACGAGGCGGGCGCUUCACUGCCAGAAGCGCAGGCGCUGCUCAAGAAGCAUCUCGCUCUCGAAGCUGAAAUCAUUGCCAGAGAGUCGACAAUAAACGCGGUGUGCAACCGCGCGACAACUCUCACUAGACGCGGACACUUCGCUGGAAACGAGCUGGAGGCGCGCUCUAGAGACCUGAGACUCGCUCUACGGACACUCUUGGAUAGAGCAACGGCUAGAACAGCAGCGUUGCGGGAACGAUGCGAACUUUUGCAGUUGCUGAACGAGAUCUGGGAAGCAGAAGCCUGGUUGGCGGAAAGACGCGUGGCUCUGACCGGCGCUGAAGCGGGUCGUGACGAGGAGUCGGUUCUGGCGCUCAUGAGGAGGCUGGAAGCUCAGCAGAGGGAGCUGACUGCCUUCCUGCCCACACUUACCAAGUUGGAUAAAGCUUUGCAGGAGCGAGCUUCAGAGGACGAGCAAGUGAGCAAGAAACUGGAGGAGCUUAAAGCGUCCUACGAAGAGAUGAAGCUUCUGUCCGCAAAACGCCAGCAGCGGUUGCAACAGAGCUUGAAGUAUUUCAAGUUCGUCCAAGAGUGCGAGGAAGUUCAGGAAUGGAUCAGCGAGCAGAUGGCCACGGCUGCCAGCGAGGAGUACGGGCUGGAUGUGGAGCAUGUGGAGACCUUGCAGCAGGCCUUCGACAACUUCCUCACGCAGCUGCAUGCCAACGAGGGCCGCAUAGAGGCAGUCUGCGAAGCGGGCAACGUGCUGCUAGAAGAGAACACGCCAGAAGCAGACAGAGUCAAGCAGAGGAUAGAGGAUAUCCGCGGACUAUGGGAUGACCUCAAGGAGUUGGCUAUAGCAAGACAAGAGGCAUUGGCUGGAGCACGCCAAGUCCACGAGUUUGACCGCUCCGCAGAAGAAACCCUCGCGUGGGUGGCUGAGAAGGAGGCAGCGUUGCAGUUGCUCCGGGCUUUGCACCAGCUGAGGGCGCUGCGAGCUGAUCUCAAGGCUAUACGCGACCAGCAUCAGCAUCUGACCCAGGAGGCAGAGAGGUUGGGUGCAGCCUUCCCAGAUGCAAAGGAGCACGUUCUAGCAAAACUGGAAGACGUGACGGAUUCUCUAGCGGCCUUAGAAGAAAGAGCAGCACAUAACGAACAUCAGCUCGAACUGGCAGACCAGCUGCAAGCCUACUUCGACAAGUACCAGGAACUCACGGCGUGGACCAACGAGACCCUGGCGCGGGUGACGGCGCCAGACCUGAGCGCGGACGUGGCGGCGGCGGAGCGGCUGGUGGCACGCCACCGAGACAUCGCCGCCGAGAUGGACGCCAAGGACGAGAGCUUCCAGACCUUCUACGCUGAUGGAGAGAAACUGGUCCGGGAAGGUCACUUCAUGUCCCAAGAGGUAGAGACCCGCAUAUCCACGCUGAGGUCCCGGCGCGCCACUUUGGACGGCGUGUGGAAAGCGCGCGCCCGCAUCUACGAGCAUCAUCUCGACGCUCUUCUGUUCCUGCGGGAUGCUGAGGCGCUGGACCAAUGGAUCACUAGCAGAGUGCCGCUGGUCCGCGACGGCAAGUACGGCGAGAGCUUGGCACAGACGGAGGAGCUGAUCAACAGGCACCGCGACCUGGAAGAAACCAUCGACGCGCAGAAAGAGAAGUUCCUCGCGCUCAGGAGAAUCACCCUGAUCGAGAGAUCAUUCAAAGAGCAGAGGGACGAAGAAGAAGCGGCGCGCAAAAAACACGCAGAGCGGCAAGAAGUGGAGAGACUGCAGCAGGUCAAGAGGAGAGAGAUGGAGAGGAUCACGGAAGAGAGGAGAAGAGAGAAUGAGCUGCAGGAGCAACAGCAGAUGCAAGGGAUGCAGGUGGAGCGUCAACUAAGUACUGGCGGAGUGAGCAGCAUAGCGACCGCGGCGUCUGAAGAGGCCCUCAGCCCGGCGCCGCAGUUCGAACGCCUCCCCAAGCCGGAGCCUAAUGUCAAACGUGCAGAAAGCAUGAGCGUGGUGAAGACGCCGAAACGCACGCCGUCGUUCACGACGCGGCGCCGCACGCAGAGCUUCCGCAGACAUCGCCGACCCGACGACUUGCCGCCCGUUGAGAUUGAAGGUUACUUGGAGCGCAAGCAAGAGGCGGGUUGCGGCGGCAAAAGAGCAACCGUGCGCUCGUGGCGGGUGUACUACUCUGUCCUGUGCGGGCAGCUGCUUUGUUUCUUCCGCGACGAACAGGACUUCGCUGCGUCCAAGGCCGCGGCACCUCCGGUCGCCAUAUUGAACGCGCGCUGUGAGGCGGCGGGCGACUACACAAAACGCGCGCACGUGUUCCGUCUAUCGUGCGCAGACGGCGCUGAGUACCUGUUCGCGUGCAACUCGCGCGCGCUCAUGAGCGACUGGGUCGCCAAGCUGCGCUUCCACGCCGCUCUGCCGCCGCAGCUGCAGCUGACGCCCUACACCGCGCCGCCCGCGGGCGACUCGCCCACCGCCGACAUACGCAGGCGACUACAGAACGCGUCUUCGUCAUCGUCGGGUGCGUCAUCCCCAGAGCCGCAACAGAGGGCGCGCACGCAAGCCGAGAUCCUCCAGGAGCACCGCAACAGCCAACGCGCGAGCGCAACUCCCGAACGCACCACCUACGUGACCGCGAGUUCUGACCGCAACAGUCAGCCGAGGUCUUCUCCGGAGAAGAGUCAGCGAACAUCUGCUGAAAGGAAUAUUGAAUCUUCUGUCCUGCCGUCGUUGCCGCCGCGACAGCCGCAGCCGGUGUCAGAAGAUGGCUCCGACGUGUUACUUAGAAAUUCGGAACAAUCCUCUCACACUUGGGGUCGCUCCAGGUUCUCCAACGGUCGAGACAUCAACCAGGAGUUCAUCAAGUCACAGAGAGAGGACAACGGAAGUCCACCUUUGCCUCUAAUGGAGCCUUCGGACAGACCACCAGCCAUUCCCGAAAGAGGCCCAAACAUACCGGAAAGAGGUCCUAAUGUACCCGACAGAGGUCCUAAUAUACCAGAAAGAGGCCCUCACAUACCAGACAGGAACUUUAAUAUACCAGAAAGAGGCCCAAAUAUACUUGAUAGAGGUCCGAAUAUUUCUGAAAGAGGCCACAAUAUACUGGACAGAGGUUCGAAUAUUUCUGAAAGAGGCCAUAAUAUACCAGACAGAGGCCUCAAUACAAAUAACAAUAGUGACAGGAGUUCGUCCGAAAGAUCAGUCGGUGGAGGCGAAAAAUCGGUGACUGCGCUAGUAAACAGUUACCAGCAGCGGAUGUCGAGGAGUUACCAUGAGAAGGUGGAUCCGAGGAGUUCGGUGGUUGUGGAUCCCAGGAGUUCCGUGGGCUCCGGGGGGUGGUCGGGGUACGAGAGGCAGAACAACAACUGGCAAACGGAGAGCACCUCGCAUUUCUACACGGCCAGUGAUCUUGCAUACGGUGGUACCGCCAGCGGUGGAGGCACUCGGCCCGCGUCCGUGGCUGGCAGUGGGGGCUCCCCCGCGUUAGACCAGAGACCUGCGUCUAGGUCAUCUGGAGAGUCGGAACUGUCAGUGGGAGGAGGCACGAAAGAGAAGAAAGACAAGAAAGGAGUCUUCGGAGGUCUGUUCAGCAGGAAAAAGAGACCCCAGAGUCACAUGUAAAUUGACACCUGUAGCUGUCAAAAAAUCAUGUAAAGUACUACCAC